Messenger RNA from Paraglomus occultum, 1689 nucleotides. NCBI's taxonomy places the organism in Eukaryota, Fungi, Glomeromycota, Glomeromycetes, Paraglomerales, Paraglomeraceae. The record is from the annotation of a GenBank genome assembly.
AUGACAUUUUCCCUUCCCGAUGAAUGUAUAGCUAAUAUUCUCGAACAUAUUCACCACUACGACUUAUCCACCCUUCAUUGUGCCUUAUUAAUCAACAGACGUUGGUGCACCGAAGUAACGUCUUUACUUUGGAGACAACCAUUUAAUGUACUUGGCCGGAUUGACUCUGACCAUGCAAUUAAUCUCGUCCCAGCCCAACGACGCCGACUGCUAUGCGGAUAUCGAUACGUCAAACUCGUAAAUUCGUAUCUUCCCUUUCUGAGCGAAAAGACCAGAUCGGCCUUUGGCAUACGAUUAAACCCGACAAAUCGUCCUCCCACCUUUGAUUAUCCAAAGCUAUUAAGAGAACUCGAUCUUUCUGAUCUACAGACUGCGGCUUAUUACUGGUGUGAAGCGCAUCAUCCCGUAUCGGAAACUAAAGGUGGGCAUAAUAACACUGAUCCCGAAAAGACAGAAUAUCGUAGCCUGGCAGAUGAACUGUGCAAACUGUUUUUGGAUCGUUGUGAACGUUUUGACUUUCUAUGCUUCAACGAGAAGGAGCCAAACAAGUAUCAGUUAUCACAACUGCAAGAACUCUAUCCUAAUCUUUAUCGCUUUACUCCAUCACCUAAAUGCGUCACUCGUUUAAACGGUCUGGUUAUCGGGCCAACUUUGCUCGAGCAGUUGUAUAGUACUGGGAUCCUGAAACACAGCACCAACGUCGAGUGUUUACGAAUCGAAGGUUUUUGCAAGCCCGCAGAUUACCUUCAGUCGUUCAUUGAAUCUCAACGGAAGCUGCGCAAGCUGACGAUCGAUGGAUUCUGGGUGACUAAACUUCAGACAGUCCUUCCCGCACUAAAUUCACAGCACUCUUUAACAUACAUAGAAUUCUAUCGUUGCUGGUUGAACGACAUUGCGUUACUGGGAAACUACUCCAUAUGCCAAAACAUAGAGACACUACGCAUAAUAUCAUGUCGCCGCAACUUGAACGCACAGUAUUUCUCAUUUACCAGUUGCCACUUCCCCCGGUUAAAACGGUUGGAUUUCAUUGGCAUCAAAUACGAUUACAGAACGCAUACUUCAUGGGUAGGCACGUGGGGGUCUCCACCGAUUGAGGAGCUUUCGAUCUUGUUGACACGCGCAGCCGGCACGUUACAAGAAGUCAAUCUUGGAUUAUGGAUAACGGACAUUGAAUCAGUGCUCCCAACACUGAUGAAAUAUUGUACGAACGUCACUCGAUUUUCCGCGACAUUGACAAGAGCCGAGGAUGUACUAAUAUUGUUGCAUUCACUACGAGGAUUCACUCAAUUAACAGAAUUGAGCAUAUCGUCGCUGAAUGUACUUAGUACCCAAGACGUUCUAACUGUCUACAGCAGUUAUCGAGCGAAAAAUAUGAUCAGUGUACCGUCACACAUACGGAAAUUGUCAAUAGAUACCGAAUGGACGUCGAUACGAGAACCGUUACGGUGGUUGUUGAAGCAUUGCGAGGCCAAACUCGAUGUCAUAUCGUGGAUUUGCACGUUGAAUGAUGUGAAGCAGAGUCUCAAGAUAAUAAAGGACUAUUCAAUGAGGAUAGGUAGGAUAGUGCAGAAACCACAUGUGACGGGGAAUCCCGCGUUUCCUGACUUGGUCCGCAUAGAAGUGAAGUUGUGCGAAGAAGAUAAAAAAGCUGGAGAGGAGGAAAUGGGGAUGACACGGCAUUUCUUCUGA